CUGUUUAACAUUUUAGCUCCAAUGUUUCCCUGGCGGAUCAUUGCAGUGAUUCUGGGGAUCCUCUGCUUUGUGUCACUGGGAGCAGCAGUGGCCUUGGCUGUCAAGGGUCACUUCUCUCCAGGCUGCCCUGAUCAGUGGGUGGCUUACAGACACAGCUGUUACUUAUUCUCCAGAAAAAAAAAGGAUUGGCAUUCAAGCCAGGAAUCCUGUUCUGCAAAAGGAUCACAUCUACUGGUGAUCAGUGAUGCCCAGGAGAUGGACCUGUUUGCGGUGAGCCAGACAGAAGCCCACUGGAUUGGAUUGAGGAACAGCACUGGCUCUGGGUGGGCCUGGGAAGAUGGCUCAGGAGUCAGUGAUAUGAAGGUAAUCUCUAACAGCCCUGUGCAGCGCUGUGUCGUCCUAUUGAAUGGUUCUCUCCGGGCUUCCAGCUGUGAAAUUCCCUCACAAUGGAUAUGUGAGAAAGACCUGAAGUAAUCUCCUGCUACACUUUCCUAGAAAAUGUCCAUUGUUCAUGCUUGCAGGAUCCUGAUCACCCAGCAAGGACACCCCUAAAGCUUUUUUACAGUGGAAAAAAUCUGCUGGUACUUCAAAGGGGUUAUCAGCCGGGAUUGCCAUGAUUCCAGAAAUCAUAUAGGUAUUUGAAUGGAAUUAUACCUGAGCCCCUAGGAAGAGCAGCAUUGUUUUGGUGUACAAGAAGGCAAAUUCCUCAUAAAUGAAAAUGUUACUGAUGUUUGUAUUCCUGCUCUUUAACUUGAUUGUAUUGUAAGACUACUAGAAAUAGAAAAAAAGCAAAAGCUGAUUUUAUGAU
Molecule: messenger RNA, 808 nt
Organism: Dermochelys coriacea (leatherback sea turtle)
Lineage: Eukaryota; Metazoa; Chordata; Testudines; Dermochelyidae
Product: killer cell lectin-like receptor subfamily G member 1
Exons: 4
Coding region: 22-474 (150 amino acids)
Source: RefSeq, a predicted model, not a curated record